CCUUAACCAGUGUCCAGUGGUGGUAAAACCACAGAUAUGUUCCCCCGCACGAGCAGCUAGACGUUCCGCAAACUCAUUUUUUUUCGCGCAAGAAGAACAACAAGAAAAAAUUGUCGAACCGUACCUCCACAAAUUCAGUGGACUCAUUCUGAAUGUACGAUUUGUUUGCCCGUUUUCAAGAAAAACAAAAAGAAAUAAUGGGUCGGGAAACAUUCUUGGUAAAGAGAAAGAGUAAGGCACGUACGAGAAUCCUGUAACUGUUCUAUAAUCUAUUUUGUAGCUUGCAGUUUGGUACCUUUUUCGUGUUGCGUUCCUUUCUUGAGUCGGAGAGCUGCUCAGGUCUGAGAGAUAAGGAGUUGCUAGACGAAAUCAAGAAAAAAAAACAAGAGAGACAAAGUAGAUGAUCUGGUGCUCUCGAGAGACAAUCGAACACUUUGCGAUGUCGUUAUGCUGUCCUUCGUUCAUCUACUGAGCAAAACGAGGACAUGAAGCCGUCAGAUUAUCGCCGCAGAAGUAUGCAAUAUGGAAACUCAGCAAUAUUUUUAGGCAAGAACGUCGAAGGGACGUGCCGGUAGUACUGAAAAGCAGCUUCAUCUACCACCCACCAAACAGCUUUUUCAAACACAAAAGCCAUGGUCGCCCAAGAGCAAGGCCGCGCCGAGCGCAUCGCGCAGCUGCAGCUGAUGCUGCAAACGGCGGAGAACAAAUUGCCUGGCUGCAGCAGCUCCACCAGCGGGGCCUCAUCCGCGAAAAAUAUGAACGCCGCCAAUUUCUACCCCAAGAAGCAGCAGUUCGUUUGCACGAAGCAGGGGCAGCGGCUCUACUCCGGAAGAUUCGGCGACGGGGAGAAAAACAACCACGAGCCCAGAGCAUUUACCCGUACCUGUCUCCGCCGGGAAGAGGACGCAGCAGUGAUGGAGACGCUGAAGCUAACCGCUUCUGGAGCAGCGAACGAAGGAGGGGAACAGCAAACCGUUUUCGGUCUACCCUCGUGGUCCCCGCGAAGAGGGGGUGCGGGGCAUAUUACGACACGGCGGAAAGGAGGUCUAUUCGCGACCGGGGAAGCGGGGAACCGGAAUAAGAUGGAAACUGUGCGAUCGCUGUUGGGAGGAGACGAGGACAAGAUGCAGGUACAGUUUUUCUUUGAUUUUAGGUUUUUUUUUUGUUGCAGCAUAGUACCACGUGCUCAGGUUGAUUAGGAGUCAAAUGAAGCAUGAAAGUCGGCAAGAAAAACCCCGAUUUCGAUAUUGAACCACAGUCCACCCGCAAGCUCGCACCACCAUCCCGUCCGGAAGACAUAGACACCACGUGCACGAAAACGCACUUCUUUCCCGCUACUCGGUCCCAGCAGAAAACCACCUACAACGUGGCGCUCGACGGCCGCAGUCUCCAGUUCGACGUGACCUGUCUGACGAAGACGAGUUCGAGUCUGAAACGGUACACGCUGGUCUACGAUUUGUUUGACAACCAGUUGAAGGUCGUGAUCCCGGAGUACGCGGUGAAGGACGGACUUGAGCAGGUGGACGCUUUUGGAAAUUUCGUGAAGAAGGGCUACUACCGGAAUGGGGAGAAAAACAACAAACUCUUCUCCCCGACAGACUUCGCUUCAAUCGGCGCGGAGUUCGAGCUGCAGGGCUUGAAAUUCCGCGUGGAAGGGAUGUGCCCGUUUGCGAGCCAGUACUUGGAACGGAAUCCGAGUAAGAGUAAGGAGGUUGCUGCUGGUGCUGCUCAGGAGGAGGUGCCGAGUGCGGCAGGUGCUGCAAAUACGACAGCGAAGCCGGAACUGUCUGCUACCACCGUUUUCAAGAUUCCCUCUGUCGCCUCCGCUGCCGCAGCGCCGGUUUCUGAGUCUACGUUGAGCCAGAUGCUGAAACAGUUGAUCACCACGAUGCAGCAGCAGGACCCGCGAAAACUGUUUCGGCAAUUCGACAAAGAAAAGGACAACGUGCUGUGCUUUCAGGAUUUUCAGGUAGGAUUUCCCUUCAUGAUCAUGUGAUAAAAGUUUCAUGCAGUUGGUUUAAAUCAACAUGUUGCAAUCUCAUGGCAUUUGUGAAGCACAAUAGCAAGCGAAAAGAACACUUCAAUCCAAAUCAGGCCCUCCUCUUCGCCUACGGCUACCGUCUCCGUGCGGUCGACGCUUCCCGCCUGUUCCACUUUUUCACUCCCGCUCCGUCCACUGCGAUCAAAUUCGAGGAGUUUCUGAAAAUCUUACAUCGGGAUUACGCGAAAGUCGAUUUGAUCGAACUCACUCCCUUUUCCGAAGAACAGUUUCUGAAUUUGAAAAAGUCGGUUGACGAACUGCAAUUCCAGAAAAACACGAGGAAGAACUUGCAGCAGAUGGCAUCACUUGUCGCGAGAAGCUCCUGGAAGCACCAGAUUCUGCAAAAAUUUCGACAGCGCGAGAAGUCCAACGUGUGCUUCGUGUCGGCGGCGGAGGUUUGCGACGCGUUUUCGAUCGCAACGGGGGUUGGGUUCAGUGUGGAAGAAGUGGAAAACGCGCUGUGCUUGCUGUACAAAAAGGAAGAUGUAGAGGCGAAGAUUUCCUACGUGCGGCUCAUUGCCGACUUGGAACGGGUGCAUUAUGGGUGAGUAGAGGCGUGGCACCGUUCUAUUUUUUGUGGUGCGGAAAUUUGAUUGACAACGCCAAUGAAUUACUACCCAUUUUGAACUUUCAUGAACGUUCUCGCGCCACCCAUAGUAGUACCACUGCGUGGGGUGAACAAGACGUUCGUACUUGAGCUUAACUUUUUUACUGUGCUUUUUUUUUCGUGUAAAAUCUAGAAUGCAACUGCGUACCGCUGAAUGAAAACUUAAUGAUACCAAGAGUUGAAGAACGAGAGUGCCAGUGCGAGAGUUGAGCUACUGUUUUAUCGAAAUUUACACAAACAACGUGACGCCGUGUCUCUGACCGAUGCGGCAAUGAAUUGUUUUUAUGUUUCUUUUUCAACGAACACAAACUUAUUUCACUUGAACUUUUCGAGAUUCACGCAGUACGGACUACGGUGCUGGCUCGCGGGAGCAAGCAGAAGUCUUGAGCUUACCUUUAUUUGAGAAUACAGAACAGAACUUGACUAGUAGGGAUGACGAAGUAAAAGUCAAUGACUGAGAGCUAAUUUUUCAAAAUGAGAAUCUUUCCUGAAGAAAACAAAUUUAGGAAGAGCUUUGACGUCCUGUCGUUUGGACAACACAGUAAAUUCAUUUUCUCUUGUCACUCCUUGU
Amoebophrya sp. A120 is the source of this 3219-nucleotide messenger RNA. Lineage: Eukaryota; Dinophyceae; Syndiniales; Amoebophryaceae. The record is from the annotation of a GenBank genome assembly.